Tinamus guttatus (white-throated tinamou) is the source of this 1284-nucleotide messenger RNA. NCBI's taxonomy places the organism in Eukaryota, Metazoa, Chordata, Aves, Tinamiformes, Tinamidae. The record is from RefSeq and is a predicted model, not a curated record.
AGACACCAUGUCUGCUGUUGCUUCCUCAAAAGAAGAUACAAUGUCAUCUAAAAAAGCAGAUGAAAAAGAACCUGAAACUGAAAACAAAGCUGAGGAAAGUGAUGAGGAUGAAGAGGAAGAAGAGGAGGAAGAAGAAGAAAAGGAAAAGAGUCUCAUUGUCGAAGGAAAAAGAGAGAAAAAGAAAGUAGACCGAUUGACUAUGCAGGUAUCUUCCUUACAAAAGGAACCUUUUACAAUUACACCAGGAAAAGGACAAAAACUCUGUGAAAUCGAAAGGAUACAGUUCUUUUUGAGUAAAAAGAAGACAGAUGAACUUAGGAACCUACACAAACUCCUCUACAACAGGCCAGGCACUGUUGCUUCCCUGAAGAAGAAUGUGGGUCAGUUCAGUGGAUUUCCAUUUGAAAAAGGAAGUGACCAAUAUAAAAAGAAGGAAGAAAUGUUAAAAAAGUUUAGGAAUGCAAUGUUAAAAAGUAUCUGUGAAGUUCUUGAUUUGGAGAGAUCAGGAGUUAACAAGCAACUGGUAACCAGAAUCCUAAACUUUUUAAUGCACCCAAAGUCUUCAGGCAAGCCGUUGCCAAAGUCCAAAAAAACCCCGAGCAAAGGUGGCAAAAAAGAACGUAGUAGCACUGGAACAACAAGAAAAGCAAAACGCAGGAAAUAUCCAGAAAUCUUGUCAGAUGAAUCUAGCAGUGAGGAAGAUGAGAAGAAGGAAAAGGAUGACUCUUCAGAAGAAAAGGAAAGCGAAGAGGAACCUCCUAGGAAAGCAUCUAAAAGAGAAAAAUCUAAAAAGAUGCCUUCUAAAACCAAGAAACCUGUGAAGGGUGCUAAUGUCAAGAAAGCAGAUAGCAGCACUACUAAAAAGAGUCAGAACAGUUCUAGAAAAGAGACCGAGUCUGAGGACAGUUCAGAUGAUGAACCCUUAAUUAAAAAGUUGAAGAAACCACCUACAGAUGAAGAGCUUAAGGAAACUAUCAAGAAGUUGUUGGCCAAUGCAAACUUGGAGGAGGUUACAAUGAAACAGAUUUGCAAGGAGGUCUAUGAAACCUAUCCUAGUUAUGAUUUAUCUGACAGGAAAGGCUUCAUUAAAGAAACAGUCAAAGAGUUGAUUUCAUGAUCUGAUUUGACCUUGGGAAAUGAAGAUUCCUGAUCUUACGUUCCCAUGGAUUUGAAGAUCUAAUAGGCACCAGCAAAAGGAAUGUUUCUUACCCUUGUGGUGUUUAGUUGGAACUGAUUCUGCUGAUAUGUCAAAGGUGUUGAUGUAAAUUGCUUUGUGUAUCUUUU